AUGGUGAAAACGGAGGUCACUGAAAACCGAGGACUUCAGGCCCUGCUCGCCAAGGCUCCGACAGACGGUGUGAAAACCCCUCAAUGCCCCAGGACGCGCCAGCACAACAAAAAGAACUCGCAGAACGGGUCCGCGAACACGUCGGCGGCCGCCAACGCGGCUCCCAGCGUUUCCGCGGCGGCCGCGCUCAACGCCGACGCGCCAAGCCCAGGUAUGACAUCUUAUCCCCCAGGCACGAAGAUUCUGAUUAAUGCGGAAGCUCUACGGAAAGCGGGAAGAUUGAUUUGA
Klebsormidium nitens is the source of this 288-nucleotide messenger RNA. NCBI's taxonomy places the organism in Eukaryota, Viridiplantae, Streptophyta, Klebsormidiophyceae, Klebsormidiales, Klebsormidiaceae. The record is from the annotation of a GenBank genome assembly.